AUGAUAUUGGAGAGACCGGAUAUCACUGAGAACACCAUGGGUAUCCCAAAUCAUAAUCUCGACGACCUCGAGCAGCGACGGCUCGCGCUCGAAGACAACAUCACUCAGCUCCAGAAGUCCCUUUACCACUGGCGAACCUGGGAGGCAGAAUACGACAGCCUUCGAGAGGAGAUCAAAGACCUGCAAGAUUAUGCGACCGCUGACGAUAUCCUCGCCGUUGCGCGCCAAUACGAAGGCUCGCUAGUGAACGAAAAGGAAAUACAGACAAUCCUGCGGACAGAAGUGGGCGUCACGCGAUCGCGCACCCAGGUCGUUGACCUUCUAGGCAGACGGAUCGAUUAUGUGAAGCUGAAUGCCGCGACUAUGGAGAAGAGGCUUCGAGGGGCGGAGAACGAACUAUACACAUUGGAUUCGAACGACCAGCUCCCUGCGGAUAUCUCUGGUGAUCAAGGAUUCCCGAUGAGCGAGAUCAUUGAAGAACUCGACGAUGAAGGAAAUGUGAUCUCUAGCUCCGUCAACACCCCCGGAGAUCAUGCGCCGGCGAUCCUGGAAGCUCUGAAGAAAGCUGGUGUCGACGACAUCCCGGAGAUCUCUACGUCAAGCGAGAACGUCGCUGGGUCUAGCUCUACUACUCGGGAAGAGAAGGAAGAUGCGGUGGAUGCAGUUGAGACCAAUGAGAAGUCUGAGGUGGUUUCGAAUGGCCACACCUCUACCACAAACGCAAACGAUGUUUCUCAAGAGGAUGAGCUGGACCUCUUACAACCAGUAUCACUCGUCACCCCAGAGGAUCGCAACCAACCCCCGGUUACCGAUAUCGACGAACCCGCCGACGAGGCAACACUGCGACGGGAAAUGCUGGAAUACGGCAUCCACGAAGUUGGCGCAAUCGUUGCCGAACUGGAACUAGACGAGGAAGGCAGCGAGUUCUCUAUCUCUGAUGAGGAAUUUGACGUGGGCACAGAAGAGGAGGAUGAAGAUGAGUACGGCCGGUCGCACCUUGUGUUGUCCGAGGAAUACCAUCGGCAGAUGCGAGAGUUGGAAGCCAAACUCAACGCUAGAGGCAUGACCAAUCUGGGCAAGGACACCCAGACAUUCCCCGAGGAAGUUCGACAGGAGAUUGAAAACUCUACGACGGAACCUACUCAAGAGACGGAACCUGCCCAAGAGAAUGGCGAGAUCGAUAGCUCUGCAAAGGGCAAGAAGCCCAAGAAGAAGGUCGCUUUUGCCGAUGAUCUGGAUAUCGCCCCAGCAGCCGCUGCCGCUGCAGCCGAGAAGAAGGCCACUCCACCACCAAAGCCAAAGCCACAGGCGAGCGUCCAGGUUCUCUCGGAUUCAAUCGUUGAGCGAACAGAGCAGCCAAAGGAGCCUCGGCCAGCCCCAUCCACCGGACCUAAGAAGGUCUCUCGGUUCAAGACCGCUCGAGUAGUCGAACCUGCGGCUAGUACGACUGCCAAACCCGCAUCCUCGCAAUUACCCCCUCAUAUUUCCGAGUCCCAAACUUCUCGAAAGCAAGCCAACGCCGUUCCACCACCUGGCUUGUUCCCUGCCACCCCUCGAGAGCCAAAGCCAUUCUCCACACCGAUCAUGGACAUUCCUACUGGGCCCUCGGCUCCCAACCCACCGGAGGGCAAGACCCUGGCCGAUAAGUUGGUCGAGCGAAACAUUGCUCCCAGCUCCAUCACAGCCCCCGAACCAGAUGAGCUUGACGAAGAGAUCCACCGCCGCGAGAUUGCUUCCGAGUUCUACAGAAUGCGGAAUAGCAAGAUCCAACAGCAAGGUGGCUUUGUCAACGAGGAAGAGCCAGAGUUUGUACCUGUCGAGGAACCGGCCGAACGAGUGAGUAGGUUCAAGGCUGCGCGAGUGCGACCUUAG
Penicillium subrubescens is the source of this 1872-nucleotide messenger RNA. Its product is annotated as prefoldin-like protein. The coding region runs from base 1 to 1872 and encodes 623 amino acids. Gene Ontology annotation, biological process: negative regulation of phosphatase activity; negative regulation of transcription by RNA polymerase II. The transcript has a single exon. The record is from RefSeq and is a predicted model, not a curated record. NCBI's taxonomy places the organism in Eukaryota, Fungi, Ascomycota, Eurotiomycetes, Eurotiales, Aspergillaceae. Gene Ontology annotation, molecular function: chromatin binding; phosphatase inhibitor activity; transcription corepressor activity.